AUGGAGCAGGAGAUCAGAAACAUAGAGGAGAGUGAUGGGAUCCGACUGACAUGGAAUGGAUGGCCGGUGAGAGGAGAUAUGAUGAGCAAGGUCCCGCUGGUUUGCAUGUACAAUAUCCAUCAAGAAGCUGGGGCUCUUGAGUGUGAGCCCAUAUACUGUAUGAGCUGUGGGAGUGUUUUGAAUCCGUAUUGUAAUAUUGAUUUUGCAAGACAAAGUUGGAAUUGUGUGAUAUGCAAAGGAAAUACGACGUUUCCAAGCCAUGCAAGAGGUAUAUCGCCUGACAAUCUGCUACCUGAGCUACUUGGACACAACUCGACGGUUGAGUAUGUGCUGGGCAGGGAGGGUGUGUUUCCUGGUGUGUUUUUGUUUAUUGUUGACACGUGCACAUUUGAUGAGGAAAGACAUGCACUACUUAUUGAUGCACUAAGGACUGUGAUGGAAGGAAUACCUGAGGAUUGCUUUGUUGGGUUUAUUAAGUAUGGAACGAAUGUAGAACUGCUUGAGCUCAGUGGAGAGCGACCUAGAAGGGUUCAUUUGUUUUCAGGUAAGAAGGAGUAUACUGCGGAAGUAGCGAAGUUAUUGAAUAUGUCUGGAAAGCCUGAAAAUAUGCAUGAUGGGAAAUUUAUUAGAAGGAAGUCGGAGUGUAGUGAAUUUUUGUAUGAGGUGAUAAAUGGGCUUGAGAGAGAUCCUUUUCCGGUGCUGAAUGCAUACAAGCCGGUGAGGUGCACAGGAUCUGCGGUAUCGUUGGGUGUGUCGUUAAUGGAGGGAUGUUUUCCAAACAUGGGAGUGAAGCACAUGCUGUUUACACAAGGACCGUGUACGUUUGGGCCUGGAACAGUUACAUCUAUAAGGUACAAGGUUAAGGGAAGAGGUGAUGAGUCUGUGGAGAGUGACUCAGUGUAUGCGUCUUCAGCCAAGAAGUUCUAUGAAGGGCUUGGGGAAAGGAUGAUUAACGUUGGACACAGCCUUGACAUUUUAGCAGCAACAAUAGAUGAUAUUGGAAUAUGCUACAUGGAAAGAAUGACUGGAAUGACAGGAGGUAUGUUGAUAAUGGCGCAGGACUUUGACAAAGAAAUAUAUAUAUCAUCAUGCAGGAAGAUUAUGAAUAAGGACGAGGAAGGAUGGCUAGAACAAGGGUUUAAUGCAAAGAUGUUGGUUAAGACAAGCAAAAAUCUUGAGUAUAAGGGAGUGAUUGGCCAGGGAAAGAUGGUUGGGGGGAGUUGGAGAAUGGGAAGCAUGUUCCGUACAAGCAAUAUAUCAGUGCUGUUAGACAGGAAAGCAGAUACAAAGUCGGAGAUAAAGAGUGGGGAGUUUGGAUAUGUGCAGUUGAUUACGCAGUAUCAGAGAAGUGAUAAGAAGUUAUUAGUGCGUGUGACGACGUUUUCGAGGAUGUUUAUGGAAUAUCGAGAGGAUGUGGUGUCUAGGUUUGACCAGGAGGCAGCAACUGUUUUCCAGGCAAGGCUUUUGCUGAUGAAAAAGCACGAGGAGAUAAAGGACUGUGAGCGGAUGAUUGACAAGAGCCUUAUAAGGUUUGUGAAAGCGUUUGCUAAGUAUGACAAGGGAGAUCCAAAUACACUUGUGCUUCCGGAUGCUAUGGCAUACUAUCCGAACUUUAUGUUUUUUUUCAGAAGGAGCUUACUAGUUCAAACAGAAAACAACUCUGCAGAUGAGACGGCAUAUUACUUCAGUUUGCUAUACAACCAGAGAGUGAAUGAUGCAUUGAGGCUUAUCAAGCCAACGCUUAUUUCCUAUCAUUACCAGAGGGGUGCAGAAGCAGUUGAGGUUGAUAGCAAGUCUCUUGAGCCCGAUGUGAUUCUUGUUAUGGAUACAUUCCAUAACGUAGUUGUAUGGAGAGGGGAGUAUGUUGCGGAGUGGGUGAGUGAGGGAUACCAUGAGGAGCCUGAUUAUGAGUCACUUAAGCGUGCAUUGAACAGAAGUGAGGAGAUGGCAAAGAGUUUAUGCGAGUACCGACUUCCAUCACCUCAAUUUUGUAUCACAGAGCACAACAAAUCUCAACAAAGGAUUAUCCACCACUAUGUGAAUCCCAGCGGAGGAAGUUCGAUUAUUACGGAGAACAUCAAUUAUGAGAAGUUUGAGGAGGCGUUGCGAAGGGUAGUUGUUUCGAAUAACGAAUAA
This is a messenger RNA of Ordospora colligata OC4, 2136 nucleotides long. RefSeq names its product Sec23-like protein transport protein. NCBI's taxonomy places the organism in Eukaryota, Fungi, Microsporidia, Ordosporidae. Gene Ontology annotation, biological process: endoplasmic reticulum to Golgi vesicle-mediated transport; intracellular protein transport; COPII-coated vesicle cargo loading. The transcript has a single exon. Gene Ontology annotation, molecular function: zinc ion binding; GTPase activator activity. The record is from RefSeq and is a predicted model, not a curated record. Gene Ontology annotation, cellular component: endoplasmic reticulum exit site; COPII vesicle coat. The coding region runs from base 1 to 2136 and encodes 711 amino acids.